AGAGAUAUAUAGUAGUUAUAAAAGAUAAAUAAAAGAAACUUCUUGUUGCCAAAGUAGCCGGUAAACACUAUGGUUCGACCACGUCUUGACCAGCCGAAUCAGGCACAGCCUCUUGGUGACGGAAACAACAAGGCAGAUAUUCAGCCAAACAUACCAACGGGUAUACCGGUCAAUAACCAAACGCAGAACCGUUGGAGUUCCGAUCUAUUCGACUGCAUGAACGACAGUGACAACGCUUUGACAACAUUGAUAGUUCCCUGCGUCACGCUUGGACAGAUCGCUGAAAUUGUUGACGAAGGCGCGACAACUUGUGCGAUUGGUGGGUCGUUGUAUGGAGCGAUAUAUCUAACUGGGUUGUCGUCUGUGUACUCAUCCAUGUUCCGGACCAAGAUAAGAGACAAAUACGGGUUACCGGAUGCUCCAGGUCCAGAUUGGCUCACUCACUUAGUCUGUGGGCCUUGUGCUCUUUGUCAAGAGUAUCGUGAGCUCAAACACCAUGGUUUGGACCCCAAAAUUGGGUGGGCUAUGAAUGUGCAAGCACAACAACAGCAAGCGAUAAUCGCUCCUCCAACAGGUCAACAAAUGAUGGGUUGACUUAAAAAGAACGCUUGUUCUAUUUUUUUUUAUCACAACAUGAUUUAAAGAAUGUUUUUUUUUAAUUUGACUUUUUGCUACUCUUUUUUUUAAAAUAUUUGAUGGCCGAUUAAAAAUGUAAGACAGCGAGACCAUGUUGAUAUGACCUCAUGCCCACACACGAGUUGUUGCAAAACAAAUCCUAG
Messenger RNA from Eruca vesicaria subsp. sativa (arugula), 779 nucleotides. The record is from the annotation of a GenBank genome assembly. NCBI's taxonomy places the organism in Eukaryota, Viridiplantae, Streptophyta, Magnoliopsida, Brassicales, Brassicaceae.